GAUCGAGUAUUUUGAUUAUUUGUUGCUUUGAACAUGACGUCUGACAAGUGAAACUCUAACCUCCUCUGGUUUCUGUAUUUACAUUGAUUUACAUAUAGCAUUUUUAGCGAGACUCGUUUUGUGACAGUAGCUAUCAUGGACAAUGAUGCUGCUGCUUUGCAAAAUUUGGAACACCUUAUGACAGAGUUUUUUUCUGCAGAGACAAGUAAUGAAAGAAAACGGAUGAUUGAACAAAGUUUUCAGGAGUUUGCUGGACAAAUUGAUUCUUGGCGGCCUUGUUUGCAUUUUUUAUCUUCUACUAACAAUCAUUAUGUUAGUAUGUUUGCUCUGUCCACCUUGGAGACAACAAUUGGCAGAAGGUGGCCAAUUCUUCCAUGGGAGGAUAGAGCUCUUACAAGAUCAACCUUAUAUACAUUAUCAUUAGAAAGAGGUGUAGCUCCUUUUGUAAGAAACAAAGUAGUCAAACUAGUUGUAGAUAUUGCUAGGCAUGACUGGCCACAUUUUUAUCCAGAUUUUUAUUCAAAUAUUUUACAGCUAUUAAGUCACAAACAUACAAGACUGUUGGGUCUCAUCUACUUAAGAACAGCUUCAGAGGAACUAGCAACUCCAAGAGAAGAUUUACCAAUGCAAAGAAAGAAUGAAUUGUUCAGGUUUCUCAGUGCUCAAGUACCUCUGACUUUGGAUACUCUUGCAAUACUUUUAAAAGAGACAACCAAAUUACAAAGCCGCUCUGGAACAGUCACACCACCCCCAUCGCCAACCAGCGGUCAAACUGUAGCACCUGCACGAGCUAUUUUGGAUGUGGAAGGAUUAGCAAUAGGAACCAGCGAGGUGUGUAUAGCGACGCUGGAUGUAUUAGCACACUUGUUUAGCUGGAUUGAAUUAUCGGAACAUAUUUCAACAAACUUACUGAACGCCAUAUUUACCUGUGCCAGGUAUCACGAUGCAAUGAAUGGGAAGCAGAUAGAAAUGGCUGUACAAGCUGUGACCACGAUAAAUGAACUUUUAUAUCGGCCAUUGUGUUCUCCCGAUGUUACCGAUAGGUUAUUGGUAGAAAUAUUUCAGAAUGGAAUUACGUUAUUUCAAUUUAUGGAACGUUUGGAUUCAAUAGACGAUAGUUAUAUGGAGAAAUUAACAGAGUUCUUACAAUUAUUUGUAACGAAUCACCUGAAGAGAGUUGAGUCAUGUCCUAAAUUUCCAGUGAAUACGUUAUUGGAAGUUUUGUGUCAUCACACUUUUCAACAAUGCUCAACGGCGAACGGAUAUCUAAGAUGCUUAGACGUGUGGACCACUCUUUUAGAAAGCACGCAAGCUCAGUAUGCGCCGGUAGCGUUAGCUCUUGCCGAGAGAGUACUGCAGAAGAUGAGUUUCAAACUUAAUACGCGGGCACUGAAAGAUCUUGACACAGAAAGUUUAGACGAAAAUGAAGAAACUGAAUGGCAACAUUUCCUAAGAUGUAAUAUAGAAUGUUUAGCGAAGGUCGCAGAUAUUUCUCCUAUGCCAGUUUUCACAUUACUGUAUCGGUCUUGGAGAGAAGGACUAAUAAUAUUUGGAGAAUUAGGUGCUGCUAUUGCUAAUAAUCAAGUAAUUUUGUUAAACGAAUCGGAGGCUUCCAAUAUACAUGCACAUUUGCGAGAUUUAGCUUCGACAACCCAAGCGUUAGCUAGGCUAUAUUCACUUUUUCUCGGAGAUGAACAAAGUAUCGAUCAAUCGCUAGCUGAGGAGGUAGUAUCUCAAACAUUAGAUGCAUGUAAAUUUGCAAAUAUUAACCACUUAUACAAAGCAUCGCUACAACCAGCUGCAAUCGUAAUAGAUCUCAUAGAAGUACAUUCACAGUUAUUAGCAUCACUUCAAGCUUGGUGUCAUUGGAUAGCCAACAGACCAGAGAAAGUUAAAGAAUCGCUUUGUCAACGCUGCAUCGAUUCGUGUAUUUUGGCAUUAGAUUAUGCAAUAUUCUGUGAUGAUCCGCCGCCAGCCAGUCUAACCCAUUCUGCCACGCAUUUGUUUCAAAGCAUUACCGCUAUUUUGAAACCAAUUUUGUGGGAUGAACCUACAUUUAGAAAUUCAAUUUCUAUGAUAUUGUACCCAUAUAUGAAACCCGAUACGAUAAAGGUGUUGCGCAGGGCAUUAGUAAACGCAAUUAUUUUACCGCACGGCGAUGGAAUUAUCCGAGAAAGACUAUUAGGUACCAUGGUAUCAACGUUAUCUACGUCUUUGGGUUCGGAGGGACAACCUGUGCCUUCAGAAGCCACAAUUUCAAUGACGGUAGUGCCAUUAACUCAGUUACUAGAAGACUGUUCUUCGUCGUCCACGACGAUAAAGAGAAUGUUGCAUUCGUGUUUGGGAUCAACGAUAAAUCGAAUAUUAGAAUUGUUGCCAUACAUGAUAAGGUGUCAAACUGUAUGUGAAAUUUUGCUGAGUUUUUUGCAUUCGGUAUUUUCAGUAUUACAGCAGCAAUUAGGGCCCGAGUUUACUCAGAAUGCAGUUCAAGGAAUGUUGCAUAUUUAUACUAAGGAAAAUAUCUCCGCGGGACCUGCGUUAGAUCAAUUGUUAGAAAUUUUAGUAUUGGUCGUGUCGGCGCCUAGUAGUGCAUUUAAAGCAUUUGUCCCUUCAGUGACCAAUUUAUGCUUAGGUCAAGUGUGGCCAGCUAUCGGAAAUAAUCUUAGCGUGCAUCCAGAUACGACGCUUGUUUUAUUAAAACUUUUCCAUAGUAUUCUUAUGCAUCGAUGGCAAUACUUUUACAAUACCUCUGUAUUACGCACCCUCGGUCAUACCGAUGAAGAAGAAUCGGUUGAGCACAAGGAAGAAUUGGUCGCAAUUUUAGAAGCUUUUGGUCAGGCUCUUCUUCAGCCAGAUGUAAAUAUAUUCCGACAAAGUUUGCAGAGCCUUGAACAAUUGAACGUACGAUGGCGACUUUAUCAACGAUCGGUGUUCAAGGUUCAUUUACUCGAGAGAUUUUUAAUGGCAUUAUUCACUGUUCUUUUUCAACAGUCCCAUAAUUUAUUAGCAGAUGAAAUUGCAACAGCUGUUCAUAGUUUAGCUUCUGUUAAUAUAGCAUGGUUUUUUGGACAUUUUCUGCCGACGUUUUUGGCAAGUUGCGAAGGAGUAGACGACAUGCAAAAAGCCACGCUGUUAGGAAACUUCGAUAAAUCUACGGAUCAACCAACUCUAACGAGAUCGGUGCUUCAACUUAUCUCCGAUUUACGAUGCUAUCAAUUUUGUCGACCUGGCUGAAAUAAAAAUAAUCUAACGAAAAGGUUGGAUUACGUUGACACUGGUUGAUACAAUUUCAACAUUGAAAUUUAAAGGAACUAGCAUUUACGAAGAAUCUCCAUUUUCUGUGCCUCGAGAUGACUACCAAAAUUUCUAACUGUAAAAUGGCAAAGGACGAAAUGUUUUCUAAAUCUAUCGAUGUGUGUAAAUCACUGCCGUAUAUUGUGAUGUUGUGAACGUUAUCGUUACGGAAUAAAACGCGUUUUAUAAAUAUUUUUAUGUGAC
Molecule: messenger RNA, 3498 nt
Organism: Hylaeus volcanicus
Lineage: Eukaryota; Metazoa; Arthropoda; Insecta; Hymenoptera; Colletidae
Gene: ebo
Product: exportin-6-A
Exons: 16
Coding region: 136-3234 (1032 amino acids)
Biological process (GO): protein export from nucleus
Molecular function (GO): nuclear export signal receptor activity; small GTPase binding
Source: RefSeq, a predicted model, not a curated record